Molecule: messenger RNA, 2445 nt
Organism: Camellia sinensis
Lineage: Eukaryota; Viridiplantae; Streptophyta; Magnoliopsida; Ericales; Theaceae
Source: RefSeq, a predicted model, not a curated record
AUGAACUUAACUCUUCAGGAGGAGGAAAGGACUGCCUAUGGUAGAUAUGUGGAUCUCAGUAAAGCUGAGGAAAGCCUUGCUCAUCAGAAAUCCUGGGUCCAAUGGUUAGGUUUAGGGAACAGGAAUUCCAAAUUCUUCUUUAUAACUGUUAAGGGGAAUGUGAAUAGGGGGCGGAUUCAUAGUGUUGUCCUUCCUAAUGGGGAUAGAGUGACUAAAAGUGAUGAGGUCCAUAAAUCCUUCAUGGACUCUUUCACUAGUUUAUUUGGGAAGCCUUUUAACUUGAUUAGUAAUCUGGUCACCAAAAGAGUGUCUGAAGCUCAGUAUCAUAUCCUUGCUAGGGAAGUUAUUGUGAAAGAGAUCACUGAUGCUUUUCGUUCCCUUAAAGCAAAUAAGGCCCUUGGGCCUGAUGGGUAUUCUGCUGGCUUCUUUCUGAAAGCUUGGGAUAUUGUGGGGAGAGAGGUUGUUGAAGCUAUCCAAUCUUUUUUUAAUUCGGGGGAGCUCCUUCAGGAAGUGAACAGUACCUCCAUUGCUCUUAUUCCUAAGACCCCCAAUGCUGAAAGAGUGGGAGAAUUUCGUCCUAUCUCUUGCUGUAAUACUUUGUAUAAGUGUAUUUUGAAGAUCAUUGCUGAUAGGAUUAAGACUGUUCUCCAUGAUCUCAUUGAUCCUGUGCAAUCAGCUUUUGUCUCCGGGAGGAGAAUUGCUGAUAAUAUCUUUCUUUCACAAGAGCUUAUGAGGGGCUAUCAUAGGUCUUCACCUUCUCCUAGGUGUGCCAUGAAAGUGGAUAUUAUGAAAGCUUAUGAUAACGUUAGAUGGGACUUUGUUCUAGAUGUUUUAAAUGCUAUGGGGUUUCCCCCUAAUAUUAUUCUUUGGAUAAAAGCCUGCAUGACUAGCCCUACAUAUUCCAUUUGUAUUAAUGGGUGUCUGCAUGGCUAUUUCAGGGGGGAGAGAGGGUUAAGGCAAGGAGACCCCAUGUCUCCUUAUCCUUUUGUUAUUGUUAUGGAGAUCCUUUCCAGGAUUUUGGCUGAGAAGGCCUCUCACCCUGAUUUCAAAUUUCAAUGGAGGUGUGAGAAAACGAAGAUAGUUAAUUUGUGCUUUGCAGAUGAUUUGAUGAUCUUCUGUAAGGGGGAUGUGUUCACUGUCCAGUCUAUCAAAACUAGCUUAGAGGAAUUUGAAAACUUAUCUGGGUUGUCCCCUAGCCCUAAUAAGAGCCACAUUUUCUUCUCGGGUUGUGAUAAGAACUUGAGGGAUGAGAUUUUCGGGUGUGUAAUUUCAGCGAAGAAGUAUGGGGCUAAGGUGUCUUGGGAUAGAAUGUGUUCCCCUAAAAAUGAAGGGGGCUUGGGGUUUAAAUCUCUCCAAGUGUGGAACGAAGCUGCUAUUGCUAAACAUGUCUGGUUCCUCUUUUCUGGGGGAGACCAAUCUAUGUGGUGUCUCUGGAUUAAAUCUUAUAUCCUCAAGGGUAGAAGUUUUUGGAGAGUUAGGGUGAUAAAUGACCCCUCUUGGGUUUGGAGGAAAAUUCUUUCUGUUAGGUCUAUCAUUUACCCUUCAAUCAAGCAUAGGGUGGGUGAUGGUUCUUGGGUUUUUCUAUGGUUUGGUAAUUGGCACGCUAUGGGAUAUGUGUGUGAUAGAUUUGGGCCCAGAAUUGUUCAUGAUUCUGCUUUGGGUAUUGAUGCUAAGGUUAGUGAGAUUGUGGAAUGUACUACCUGGAAAUGGCCUUUCCCUUCCUCGUGGGAGAUUAUGGACCUCAUUUCUAGUACUCCUCCUACUUUUCUCCCUUCGGGUGGGUAUGAUGAUGUGAGUUGGAGCCCUGCUGCUAAUGGUAAAUUCACUAUCCAGUCCACUUGGCAUGUUUUGAGGGCUCAUUUUGUUCCUGUGAACUGGUCUAAGCUUCUUUGGGGGCCUCAUAAUAUCUCCAAAGUGAGCUUUGUGGUGUGGAUGGCUAUACUUUGUAGAUUGAACACUAGUGAUAGGUUAAAAAUUUUUGGUGUGACCCAAGCUAGUGAGUGUGUCUUCUGCCAGCACCUUUGUGAAGAUCACAACCAUCUUUUCUUUGAGUGUCCAUUCUCUGAUAGAGUGUGGACCUGUAUAAAAGGAAAGAUGAAUGUUGAUUGGCCAUCAAUUCCUUGGGGUGAUUUGGUUCAGCUUAUUGCAACAUCUGUUAAAGGGAAAUCUUUAGGGACUAUUAUUACCAAGCUUGCCUUUACAUGUACUGUGUACCAGUUAUGGAUUGCUAGGAAUAAUAGAGUCUUUGGUAAGGAUAUGGUCCCUAAAGAAAUGGUCAUAAAGCAUAUUAUGGACAUGGUUCGAUUCAGGGUUAUGCACAUAACAAAUUUGAAUUCACACCAUACUGAUAGAUGGUACUUGAGUUCGUGGAGAAUUCCUCAUGAUGUGCUGAAACAUGCCGAACCUGCUGUGAGGGAUGUGUACGGAGCAUUGUUUCUUGAGUGA